Molecule: messenger RNA, 243 nt
Organism: Dictyostelium discoideum AX4
Lineage: Eukaryota; Evosea; Eumycetozoa; Dictyosteliales; Dictyosteliaceae
Exons: 3
Coding region: 1-243 (80 amino acids)
Source: RefSeq, a predicted model, not a curated record
AUGUUUUCAAAAGAAGAAAAAGAAAACUAUAAAUUAACAAUUUUUUGUGGAAAUUAUAAUAUUAUUUUAUGUAUAAUAAUUUUAUCCAAAAUUGUUUUGGCCAAUGCACAAUCUCCACCAAAAAAUUUGAAUAUGAGGGUUACUGUUUAUGACCAACAUUUCUUUUAUAAUAACAAUUUUGAAACAGUAGGAGUUGCUUAUGUGACUAAGGGCUUAACAAUAACGAUGAAUAUAAUAAUAUAA